Molecule: messenger RNA, 2434 nt
Organism: Rhodotorula graminis WP1
Lineage: Eukaryota; Fungi; Basidiomycota; Microbotryomycetes; Sporidiobolales; Sporidiobolaceae
Exons: 7
Coding region: 4-2301 (765 amino acids)
Molecular function (GO): hydrolase activity
Source: RefSeq, a predicted model, not a curated record
GCGAUGCACAGCAAGGACAGCGUGCAGCUGUCGCUCAAGCGCGCCGCACCGGACCAGCGCCUCUCGGUCGGCCUCUUCGUCCGCUGGUUCGCCUUGAUCUGGCUGCAAGUCUUCUUCAUCCUCCCGGCCCGCCUCUUCAUCGAGUUCAUCGCGUUCCGCUGGUUCUCGCCCGUCGUCCACCACGUCGGCCGGCCGCUGUUCGCCCACUUCCUCAUCAAGCUCACCCAGUUCAACGUCACGCGCGGCGUGCCCGCCCAGAUCCGCAUCCUCGUCAACAGCACGCGCUCGUACGCCCUCGCGCACGCGACCCCGACGUUCCUCAAGGCGGGCAAGGGCUGGGCGCGCAAGGUCCAGGUCAACGGGACGGCCGGGUGGUGGAUCGGCGACCCUCAGCACGACCAGGCCAAGGCCGACGUCGUCGUCUACUUCAUCCACGGCGGCGCGUUCCUGUUCGACUCGGGCGCCAACUCGCACGAGUUCUUCCUCUCGGUCAUCCAGGACAUCAAGGACAAGCACGGCCUUGACGCCUCGGUCUUUGCGCUCGACUACAAGCUCCCGCCCGAGUACUGCUACCCGUCGCAGCUCGUCGAGGCGCUCGCAGGCUACCACUACCUCGUCAACAACGUCGGCAUCUCGGAGAGCAAGGUCAUCGUCGCGGGCGACUCGGCCGGCGGCAACCUCGCCGAGGCGCUCCUCCUGCAUCUCGCUCGCCCGGCCGACGAGGUCAAGCUCCCCGAAGAGCUCGGUGCGACGCCCAAGCAGCCAGGGGGCGUCCUCCUCGUGUCGCCGUACCACAACCUGUACUCGGCGUCGCACUCGCUCAAGACGAACGGCACGUUCGACCUCCUCGACUCGACUCUCGCCGCUCGCGCCGCCUUCAGCUACAUCGGCGCCGCCGACCGCCUGCCGGCGUCGUACCAGUUCCAGAUGCCGAGCCUGUCCCCCCUCUACCUCGUCAUGUCGCCUCAACGCGACCUCCCACAUCCGGCCAAGCACCUCGCCGGCGUGUUCGGCUUCUCGGACAUCGAGGGAAUCGAGCUGUUCCGCUCGCCGUACGUCAACCCGGCCGUUCAGCGCGACGCGAGUUGGUGGAAGGAGGCGAUGCCGGGUGGAGGGAGGACCAUGGUGACGUGGGGCGGCGUCGAGAUCCUCGCCGACGACUGCGAGGAGCUGUACAACCAGCUCGAGCAGGCCGGCGUCGAACCCGCCAAGCUGUACAAGGAGCUCGGCAUCCACGACUGGGUCCUCCACGACUGGUUCCUUCCGCUCUCGUGGCGCACCAAGACCAAGGGCGCCGAGGGCAGCUUCUACUACGGCCGUGACCGCGUCGUCGACCUGCUCAACCUCGUCGCCUCGUCGGCCAAAUCGGCCGAGUCGGCGAGCCAGCGCAAGGCGCUCGAGUCGGCGCACGUCGCGUCGGCGCACGAGGCCAAGACGACUGCUCCCGCCGGCCAGGACGACGGCGACAACGAGUCGACGUCAGUGUCGUCGUCGAAGCAGCAGCAGCAGCAGCAGCAAGCGUUCCUCGACCGCGCGACUACGCCCAAGGCGCCCUCGGCCCCUGGCGACUCGUCCUUCGCGGACGUCGCGGCCGACAGCGAGCACAUGGCGCCUGAUGCGCCCGUCGUCGCCGAGGGCGAGCAGGCGACGAUCGUCUCGGUCGAGGAGCAGAAGGAGCGGGCCGAGCGCGAGCAGGAGGCGCACGACCAGGCGCCGACGACGCGCGGCCCGUCGUUCGCCCACGUCGCCGCCGACGACUCGCACGUUGCGCCUGACGCGCCUGUCGUCGCCGAGGGCGAGGGCGCGACCAUCGAGCGCUCGAGGGCGGGCGAGCCGGCGCACAACGGCGAGCCGCAGCCGUCCACCUCGAUCGAGACGCAGCCGGCGCAGACCGACUCGGAGGCCGCGUCGUCGCCUACGGUGUCGCACGUCGAGCUCGACUCGCCGCAGAACGAGCACGAGCACGGGCACGAGCGCGAGCCGUCGCACCUGUCGGCCGAGGCGCCCGCGUUCGAGCCCGCGCACCCGGCGCGCGAGCCCGAGCAGCCGGCGGCGAGCGCGUCGUCCAAGUCGGCCAAGAAGAAGCAGAAGCAGAGGGCCAAGGCCAAGGCCAAGGCGGCCGCGUCGUCGUCGUUGUCGUCGAGCGGGCCCGCACCCGUCCCUGCGCCGAGUGCGGCGGCGUCGACGGCGCCCAACGGCUCUGGGUCGUACGCCGCCAUUGCGUCUCACGACGACCACGUCGCUGCGGAUGCGCCUGUCGUUGCCGAGGGCGAGGGCGACACGAUCCAUCGGCGCGAGUGAGGAGGAGGAGGAGGAGGAGGUGCGAGUGCUUGAGGAGGGUCCGACCGCCGGUGUCGAGGGAGGAGGGGUGUGUCGCUUUCGCCGUGUGUAUAGUCGCAACUAGUCGCUCGCUUGCAAACCGUCGUUCGUCCGC